AUGGAGCUGGCGUUGCUGCUGCUGCUGCUCGUGUGCGCCCCGCGGUGGGGGAGGGUGGCUGGCUGUUGCUCUGGCCUAGGCAAUCCCUGGCUGGAAGCCAGGGCCCUGGCCCAGCUGCCCUGCACUCCUACUCCCCUGCCCCCAGUGGACAUGCCCUUCCAGGAGUACGUGGAGCACCUGCUGGAGCCUCAGGACCUGACCCUGCUGGGCAGUGACACACUCUACUUCUUCGGGGACAACAACUUCACGGAGUGGGGCUCCCUCUUCCAGAAAUACGUGCCCCCGCCCUUCCGCUUGCCCGGCACCACCAGUGCUUACAGCUUCGGCAUUGCUGGCUCCGGCUCAGGGGUGCCCUUCCACUGGCAUGGCCCUGGGUUCUCCGAGGUGAUCUUUGGCAGGAAGCGCUGGUUCCUGUACCCGCCAGAGCACACACCUGAGUUUCACCCCAACCGAACGACGCUGUCCUGGCUGCUGGACACUUACCCACGGCUGCCCCCUGAGGCACGGCCCUUAGAGUGCACCAUUCGCCCAGGCGAGGUCCUGUACUUCCCUGCCCGCUGGUGGCAUGCCACACUCAAUUUGGACACAAGCGUUUUCAUCUCCACCUUCCUGGGGUAGUGCUGAGCUGUGCCCUGCCCCUACAGCUGAAGAGUCCACAUGCUUCCCAUCCCAGAUAGAAACUGUGGUGCUGCUAGAUUGUAGCACCCCUUUGCCAUCUUCCAUGGGCUACUGCAAUGGAGACCUUUGUGUGAGCACCUGGAUAGGCACAGCACCUGUGUGCCCUAGCCCCUUGCGUGUGUGUGUUGGGGGGGAGUGCAGCUGUUCCAGGCUUUGGCUUAGUGGCCUGACCUUUGUCCUUAUGAAGGGUAGAAGCUCCCAAGACUGGGUGCUCACAAGUAGUGCUCCUCUACAGCUGGACCCUACUUCAGCAUCUGCUCCAGUUCUUCCAUUCCUCUCUUCCCCUUGACCUGGGGCUAUAUUCCAGCAGCUCCAUGACCAAAUGAGCACAGGGGAGGGCAGGUGCCCAACCACCUUCUCUUCUGAGCUUGAUUUAUCUUUGUGCUUGUGUUACACUACUCCAAGUGCUUGAGCAACAAGGCCAGUUUAACAAGGCAGCUCCUGAGGACUAGCAGACUGGAGUGCUGUCAGAGAGCAGCUUCUACCAGGGCAUUUUAGCAGUGGACCAGCCCCCUAGCUUAUGGCGCAUCCCAGUUAGGUAAGGGUGGGGAGGGGUGUUCCUCUGCUGAGCCUGACCUCAUAUGUGCAGUGCCCCCAGCCCCCAUGGGUGCCUUCUGGAAAAGCCAAGGGACCAGCUCCUUUUGUGCAGCCACUGGCUAGGAUUUCCUUACACACCGACUCAGGCAUAGGGGACAGGACUAAAUACUUGACAUCGUUUAGGUUAUUUAUUGGGGUUUUUUGCCCUGUUACUCUUUGGAUUAAAAAAUGUAGAUGACUAUAA
Molecule: messenger RNA, 1459 nt
Organism: Gavialis gangeticus (Gharial)
Lineage: Eukaryota; Metazoa; Chordata; Crocodylia; Gavialidae
Gene: JMJD8
Product: jumonji domain containing 8
Exons: 6
Coding region: 1-618 (205 amino acids)
Cellular component (GO): cytoplasm
Source: RefSeq, a predicted model, not a curated record